Messenger RNA from Miscanthus lutarioriparius, 1341 nucleotides. The record is from the annotation of a GenBank genome assembly. NCBI's taxonomy places the organism in Eukaryota, Viridiplantae, Streptophyta, Magnoliopsida, Poales, Poaceae.
AUGGUGCGCCCGAGGCGCUGGUGGCGUCUCCCUGAGUUCAAAGGCACGACGCAUUCAACUCCCUCAACCACCGAGGUCAAAUCGGUGCAAUUCCACCACAGCGAUGAACUGUUGAGGCGCAUGAGAGGUAAAUGCUUCAGAUGUCUAUCCCCUGGCCACGCUGCGGCGGACUGCAGGGACCCCGUGCGGUGCUUCUCUUGUGGCCGCUGGGGGCAUAAAAGCAGAGUGUGCAAAGGCAGACCUUCAUCCUCCCGGCAACAAGCUCCCCUGCCCAACGCUGCUCCUCCACCAUUCGACGACAGCAACUUACCCCCUCUGGGAAGGUCCGCGAUGGCCAGGCCCGGGGACCCCUCUGUCCACCCUAUGGACACCUGUGCUGUGGCCUUCUCCGUUGAUGACAUGGACCACGAGCUCGACCGCCUUUCCAUGCAUGGCAUGGUGGCCUGGCUGGGGGGUAACCAUCCGGUGGUGGAGCCAGAGGUCAUCAAGAGGGCCAUUUGCCACCAAUUUCCGGUUCGCCCGGAGGAUGUCACCGUCGUCAAGCACUUCCCCAAGGACUUCUUCAUCGACUUCAAGCACCGGCACCACCAUGACGAGGUUGUGGCCCAGGGGACCUUCCCCUAUCGCAAUCUCGACAUCCACACAAGGCCGUGGCAGCUGGUCACGCACGGCGACAUCUGCGACCUCAAGUACCGCGUUCAUCUGUGCCUAGAGGGCAUCCACCUUCACGCCUGGAACGAGAGCAUCGCCAAGAGGGCAGUCGCCAGAGCUUGCGACCUUGACUACGUCGAGAAGUCUUCGCUGGACCGAGAAGACACCAGGGCACUCUGUGUCUGGGCAUGGAUGCAUAACCCGUCCGACAUUCCAAAGGUAACCUGGCUAACCUUGUCAUGCAGGAAAGCAGAGUUUCACAGUUCACAAGCUGCUCGCGGCCGUCGGGGACUCACCUUCAGGGUGCUGGUGCACCUUGACCUAGUGGAGGACCCACCAGGAAGAGAUGGACGUGCUGCUGCUCCCCGUGAAUACACGUGGCACUACGGUGUCGUUGAUGGGGAGAGGACGCCACGUGACCGCCACGAACCUCCGCCUGCUGACGUCCGUGGCAGCCGUCGCGGCGAUGACGACGACAGUCGUGGGCGCCGUGAACGUCAGGGCGACAACUGGUACUCGCGCCUCACCCGCAGCCUUUCGCGUGCGCCCAAGGAUCGGGAGCGGGAGCGUUCGGAGUCGAGGCACGGUGGCCAUCGACACCGGAGCCCCAAGAAUAUCAGGAUUGAACUGUGUAACGACGCACGUACCAGGGGAUUCUUGCUUCUUCUCCCUGCCGGCGGUGAGGAUUGA